Messenger RNA from Caenorhabditis angaria, 2923 nucleotides. Lineage: Eukaryota; Metazoa; Nematoda; Chromadorea; Rhabditida; Rhabditidae. The record is from the annotation of a GenBank genome assembly.
UUGGUGAGUGGCUUUGCUAGGAAAAAACUGGAAAUAGUUUCGAUUUCUCAAGAACUUUGCCACGUAAAAAUGGAAUUUUUUGUACAAAAUUAAAGUACUUAACACUUCUUACUGUAAAAUGUCAGAAAUUGUAUUUUUUUUGAUCUCAAAUUCAAAGUGCAGUAAAAAAUCUCGGAUAUGAUUCUGAUAAAAAACCAGAUUCCUCCUUCGUAAUUAAUUAAAAUUUUCAGAAAAUGGACAAUUUAGCAAAUUCUACAUAUAGCAAAAACUAUAAUAAUAAAAAUGAAAAAGUGAAUCAAAAUCUUUGCCAAGUUCGUCAAAUUCUUCUUCGUCAAAAAAACGCGAAAAAUACUCGAAAACCAACUUUUUGUCAACUUCCUGAUAUUCCACCACCAAUUAUCAGAUGUCCCGGAGAUUUGAGAAAACAAGACGAAUUUAUAAUGAGAAUUAGGAAAAUGGAAAUGUAGGUUGACUUAUUUUGAAAUUAGGUGUAAAGAAAAUGAUUUCAGAGAAUUUCCGGAAAGUCGAUUUUGUGUUGUUCGGCCACCGACUAAAUCCGAAACUUUUUACACACCAAUAACAAAUGAAUCAACAUCUUCCCAAGAAUCUGAAUUACCAUUGGUAAGUCUAAAAUUUUCUGACAAGUACAAAAAAAUAUAUAAUUUUUUCUCUCUAGAAAUUCUACUCGACUGAUGGAAAAAUGAAAAUGUUGCUCACAAAAAAUCCUGACAAUCGAAAAAGACCUCAAAAAUUGGAAUUUCCAACAAUUCCCGAACAAUUGAGAAGUUCAAAGAUCAACAAUUGUCGAAGAAAUAAAUUCAAUGCGGUUUUGAAUCUUGGUCAAAUGUCAAUGGAUAUUUCGGGCAGUUUUAGUGGAGGCAAAUUGAUUGGUGAAAAUGUGGAGAAACUUGUGAUUAAUGGUACUUCUUUUGCAGUUGGAAAACAAUAAAUUUGAUUUUCAUAAAAUCUUGAACUCUUCAUUUUUGAGUGAGGUUACUGUAGAUCAAAAAAGGGAAUGGGAUUACUGUAGGUAUCGAGAAUACGGUCAUAUUGACCCCAAACAUAGCUACUGUAGAUUUUCUUUUUGUGCAGACCUGUGCCGGAAAUUCUCCAGUUUUUCACGGAAAAUUCAAUUUUCCAAUUUUCCAGAAAAUCCGGAAAGUGAUUUUUCUUGGUGAAAUCUUCAAGAUAAUCCAAUUUUGUGAAAAUGUUUUCAAAGUCCCACAAAAAACCUGAAUUUUCGAAAAAGGUUUCUGAGAUUUUAUUUUGAAAAUUUUUAGAUUUCUGGAGCUGAAAACGUCUCAAACAGUUACUAAAUCUUCUGAAAAUGGACAAAUCCCAGUAAAAAACAAGUUUUACAGUGAAAUUUGGUGCUGAAAUUCGACCUAAAAAAAUAAUACAUCAUCAUUGUGUGAUGUUGGAUUUUUAAAAAAUCAAAAUUUGUGAAAUUUCAAAAAAAAAAUGUUUACGUAAAAAUUUUUGAAAAAAAUUGCGUGACCUAAAAAAUUGAUCAGAAUUGGUAUGAUGUGGACACGAUGUGGUCAUUUCGGAAUUCUAUUUUCUAUUUGGUUCCAGUUGUGAAUCCAGUCUGGUAAGUGAAAAAUUAUAAGUCAAUUAGGAAAGUAAUUAGUCAAAUAGGAAAUUGGUAAGCUAAGUUAGAAAAGUGUUAUCAUAAUAUUGAAUGAUUAGGUGAUAAAAUAACAUUUUGCCCACUAGAACAUCUUUAUUCAGUUUUUCAAAAACAAAAAAUAAAACUGACAAAAUUAUAACGAUCGAUGUUCGUCACUUCAAAUUUUAGGCAAAGAAAUGAGCAGAACUAGGUCACGUUUUAAUUUUUCCAAAAAUAUUUUCCAAAAUAUAAAAUGUAUGAAUCCAGUGCCCAGAAAAUUUCAUACUAGAAUUUUAUGAAAAUUGUUUUACAGAGAUGGCAAAUUUGCACGAAAUCUUAUUGCAAAAUACUCCGGAUGAUUUGACUGUGAGCGGUCCUGGCACUUAUCAACAACUGCAAGUGGGAGUACCCGUCUGGAUUAUAAUAAAAUCUCCCUCAAAUGGCCUGAAGAAUUUAUCAGUCAAAAUAUAUGACAGUAAGUGAAAAAUUAUCCUUGUUUUCAAGCGUAUAUGAAUGUUUGGUAAAUAUUAACAUAAUCACAAUUUUUCAGAAGUCACCAAAAAGAAGUUGGUUAGCUCACAGGAGUUUCUGCCGAAACAAAAUGCCGCAGUCGUUUUCUUCAUCCCGACAAAUAACACAACUCUCAAUAUUGUGGUGUCAGAUGGGAAUCGCACGAUACAAUAUGUGUCACAAGUUCAGGUUUGUUCAAUAAUAGUAAUAGUUCUUAGCUAUUUUUUUAAAUGAUCCUUCUUGUGUAUGUAUCUGUUUCAGAAACAAACUAUCUGAGAAAAACUCAAGUUUGGAUUAUAAUUGUGAAUCUGUUGUAUUAUCACAAAAUGGAUUGAACGAAACACUCGGCCAAUUAUCUGCCAUCUUGUCAAACGUGAGUCGUUGAACUAUUUUAUGAAAUAACGACAGAAAAAGGAUGCAGCUGAUUUGUAGCUUAACGGUCUCUUUUGAUUAUAUGAUUCAAUCUGUCAACAUGUUUGAUUUUUAUUUUUCAAUCUUACCAUUUCACGAAUGAGUUAUCUGAAAUAGUGAACGAUUAAGUGUGACAAAAACAUUGUGAUAAAUUCGAAAUUUUGGAACUAUUUAGAUUUAAUAUUCUAAUAAUGAAUGUGUUUUCAGACAAAACCAACAAAUCAGUUGGAUAUUGAAUCGAAACGUGAAAAACACUCCAGAAGAUUUGACUGCGAGUUAACCUGGGGUCUAUCAACAACUGCAAGUCGGAGUUCAAGUAUGGAUUAUAAUUGUGGAUCGGUUGUAUUAUCAAGUAUGGAUAACAUCAGACCGUUGUCGGAGUACACGGAAUAA